Saprolegnia diclina VS20 is the source of this 285-nucleotide messenger RNA. RefSeq lists its product as hypothetical. Lineage: Eukaryota; Oomycota; Saprolegniomycetes; Saprolegniales; Saprolegniaceae. The transcript is spliced from 2 exons. Bases 1 to 285 code for a protein of 94 amino acids. The record is from RefSeq and is a predicted model, not a curated record.
AUGGCUCGUGGCGGCAACAACAAGCGCAUCAUUGGGCUCCUCGUCGGCGCGGGUGGCCUCCUCUCGUUCUCGAUGCCCUUCCUCAUCGUGCAGAGCAAGAAGGACCAGAACACGAUGAGCAUGGAAGGCCCGCUCUCGACGUCGCAGAUCCGCCGCGGCGUGUACAUGAACACAGGCUCCAAGGACAUUGGCCGCGACCCGGACUGGGACCUGACGACCAACUCGUACAAGGGCCGGCGCACGGCGUACCCGCCCCGCGACGAGGCCAGUACGACUGACGCCUAG